Molecule: messenger RNA, 2466 nt
Organism: Plasmodium berghei ANKA
Lineage: Eukaryota; Apicomplexa; Aconoidasida; Haemosporida; Plasmodiidae
Product: conserved Plasmodium protein, unknown function
Exons: 1
Coding region: 1-2466 (821 amino acids)
Source: RefSeq, a predicted model, not a curated record
AUGAGUAAUUUGGAAAAGGUAGCAUAUGAAAAGCUGAUAGAAGAAUUAAAAAAUAAAUACCCAUUUUUUAAAAGAUAUAAUAAUGAUUUUUUUUAUAAUGAAAAAAAAAAUGAUGAAUUAAUAAAAAAAUAUUUUGAUAUAUAUAAGACAAAUGAUAAAGAUGAAUAUGGAGAUAAAGAAAUAAAAAAAUAUACUAACUUAUUAGUAGAAGAAAUGGAUAAAUCUUUUUAUAUAUUAGAAAAAAAUGAUACGAUAUCUUCUUUAUGUAACACCUUUUUAAAAAGUUACAAAUAUAAUACAAAUAAUUAUUAUGAUUAUAUUAACCAAAAUUAUAUGAAUUCGGAUCCUUUUCAAAAAAAUAUGGAAAAUUAUAUACAGCGAAAAUCAAACAAAUCGAUUAGCCAAAGUUCUAAAAAUAUACAAAAAAAUUUGUACACAAUUGAAAAUCAAAAAGGAAAAAAUACAGAAGCCAUACAAGAACGGUUAAAAAAAAGAAAUAUGGAAGUAGAAAUAAAAAACAAAAUAGAACAUAAAAAUACAUGUAAAAUAAAGAAAAUAAAAAAAAAUAACGAUACAGAAACUAUAUAUUCUAAAGAUAUUCAUAAUAUUAAAAAUAAUAUUGAAAAAUAUUCUGAAGAAAAAAAUGAAAUACUUUAUUUUAUUCAGCACAAAAUAAAAAAUAAUAUAGAUAUAGGUUUUUGUGAUAUUUCUUAUAUACCGUUUAUUAAAACAUGCUUUUAUAUAAACUAUGGAUGUGUUAAUGUAAAUAUAUUUAAAAAAAAAAUACACACUGUUUUUAUGAUUGAUAAUUAUAUAAAACAAAACAAUAAUAAAAAUACACCAAAAUAUAAAAGAAUUAUAACAUUUGGAAGUUUAGGAAAACAAUUAUUUUUAAAAAAUAUAAAGCCCUAUUCAAUUGUAAAAGGAUGGAUAUAUAAAUAUGAUGUAACGUGUAAAUGCUUUUUCAUUAAAAUUUUUUCAAUUCAAAAUGAAAAUAAUAUAGACGAUAAAUACACAAGUAAUAUAUCUCAGAAUUAUGUAAAAAAUUAUCGAAAAAAAAAAGAUAGCAAUAAUGAUACAUAUAAAUUUGACGAAAUAAAUAAUAAUAAUCUAUUUAUUGAUAAUUCUCAAAUAGAGCAUUUAAUGGAAUCAGAAUUUAAAAAUGAAAAAAGAGAAAUUGUUGCAUGCCUUCCUUUUAAUUUUAUUAAUAACUUUGAGUUUGUAAAUAAUUUAGAUAUUAAAGGUUUAAAUUUAGAUCAAAAUUUUAAACACUUUCUAGGUAUGAGUAUAUGUGCACAUAUUUAUAAUGAUCAAAAAUAUAUAGAGUCAAAUUUUAAUCAUAUAUUAUAUAAAUAUGAUUUUGAUUUCUUUAUUACAUUUAAUUAUAAUAAUUAUAUGCAUAGUGAUAAAAUCGGAUUUAUAGUUAAAGAAGUACCUUUUGAUAUUUUGAAAAAUCAAAAUGUAAUUAGUAAUAAUUCAAAAGGGUGUACUAAAUUUUUAUUAAGCAUUUUUAAUUUUCUACUUUUUUCCAGCAAACAAUUUUUAAAUGCUGAAAAUAUAAUAUAUAAAGAAAAAUAUUUUUUAUUAAAUUUAUCACAUAUACCAUCAUUAAUACAUUUUAAUUUUAGAAAUAAUUUAUUUAAAAUAGAUAUUGGAUAUACUAUAACUCAAAAACAAAAUUUAUUUUGGUCUAAUACCACUUUUAUCGAAGCAUUUGAAAUAUAUAAAAAUAAUAGUGAAUAUUAUAAAUUUUUAAAAAAUUAUUUUUCUUUAGAUUAUAAUCAAACGAAUUUUACUUGUAUUUAUGAAUAUCGAAAAAAUAAAUUUACAACUGAAACUAACAAACACCUUGGAAACAAAACGAACAUUUUAAAAGAAUAUAUACAUGAUCAUCAUAUUGACAUUUCUAAUAAGUAUAAUGAUAACUCCAAUAUUCCACACAUCCACAAAAAAAAAAAUAUAAAUAACGAACAUAUUGAUGGUGACAAUAACAACCAAAAUAACGUGGCAAACCUCUCAACACCCCCUAACGUUGAACAAUCCAUCAUUUCCAAAAUCAAAUUUUUAAACUCCAAUUUAUAUAAAACAAAAUGGAUAUACGAUUUCUUUGAGUGUAUUAAAUUGAGUAUUAAUCUAAAUAAUAAUAAUAUUUUAGCAAAUUUUUUACUUAGCUUAGUACUUUUCGAAUUAAGUUGUUAUUCAGAGUCUUUCCUUUUUCUUUUUAGAAUUUUUAAAAUAAAAAAAAUAUUUAUAGAUAGCUAUAAAUUAAAAAAUAUUAUAUGUACUAUUUUUAUAAACCAAUUAAAUAACCCUAUUGAUAAAGAUGUAUUAUGGGAUAAUAUUAUUAAUUUUAAACAAUAUGAUUUGUUUAAUAUGAAAGAAGAUAGUUCUGAAAAAUAUUGCAAAAAUGUAUUUAAACGAAAUAAAAACAUAAUAAAUAUUCUCAAUAAUAUUAAGCUAAAAUAA